CAAUACCGUUCUCUCCAAGCUGCGGGAAUAUGCGCUAACCAGUUGGCCUGACAAGAAGCAUGAGGUUCCAGAAGCCAUCCGCCCAUACUGGUCUUAUCAGGAGGAGAUACACGCACAAGACGGGCUUCUAUUUCGCAGCAACGCGAGAUUCUGUUUCGAAAUCCCCUGUGCAGAGACUGAUGGGAAGGCAGACGAGGACCCUGCUGCCCGUACCCUCAAGCCACCUGGUGCCGGAAACUGCCACCCGAGCCGUCCAUAACCGUCUCCAGGAAAUCUGCCAACGCCAGAGGAUCUACUACAAUUGCCGAUCCAGGCACCUACCACCUCUAUCACCUGGCCAGAGAGUGGCUACAUACGAUACCCAUGAAAAGACCUGGACACCUGCAGUCGUUCUGAGGCCAGCUGAGACGCCACGCUCCGUGGUGGUAAAGACGGAAGAGGGCCAGGAAAUUAGACGCACACGCGAGCAUCUGCGAGACGCACCUACACAUCCCGAAGAAAGACCUCGUGAUGGGUCCGAACUACUAGACGACGCCCAGCCCGCUGAAGAGCUGCGGAGAAGCACAAGGCCACGCCGGGAGCCCUGCCGCUACCCACAACCAGAAAGACCAAAGUAA
This is a messenger RNA of Rhipicephalus microplus (southern cattle tick), 617 nucleotides long. RefSeq lists its product as uncharacterized. The record is from RefSeq and is a predicted model, not a curated record. Lineage: Eukaryota; Metazoa; Arthropoda; Arachnida; Ixodida; Ixodidae.